Molecule: messenger RNA, 3248 nt
Organism: Adelges cooleyi (spruce gall adelgid)
Lineage: Eukaryota; Metazoa; Arthropoda; Insecta; Hemiptera; Adelgidae
Product: BTB/POZ domain-containing protein 9-like
Exons: 20
Coding region: 90-2645 (851 amino acids)
Biological process (GO): adult locomotory behavior; modulation of chemical synaptic transmission; circadian behavior
Molecular function (GO): protein binding
Source: RefSeq, a predicted model, not a curated record
UGGUGUUUCAUUUCUAUUGAAAAGGUUUUCUUUAUACUGUUUUUUAAAGAAUUCAACAUUUAGUAUUGUAUUAACACGUAUUAUACACUAUGCUGAUUUAUUUUGUAGCGUUUAUAAUUCUAUGGUCAACUCCAGGUAAUUCUGGUUAUGGGACGCCACCUAUGCCUCCCUCAAAUCACAGUAACGAGCUUAUCGACCACACUGAAUUCUUGAUUGAAUACAUAAGAAACCUCUAUCUAAGCAACACAUGUUCAGAUGUUGUUUUAGUUGUAGGUAAAGAACGAUUGCCCGCCCAUCGUAUUAUACUAGCCUCACGCAGCGAAUAUUUUAGGAGGGUUUUUUUUGAAGAUGAUGAAGAAUCCCAUAAAUCUGAAGUCAAUCUUAAUGCUGCACCAGUAAAAUCAUUUGAAAUACUUCAUAAAUAUAUUUAUACUGGUCGAAUAAAUUUAAGUGAUCUAAAGAGUGGAGAAGUUUUCGAAUUACUUAAAACUUCGGAUUAUUUUGACAUUUUAAACUUAAAUCUUCCACUGCACGAGUAUUUAAAAAAUCACCGUAACGAGCAUAUCGACCACACUGAUGUCUUGGUUGAAUUCAUAAGAAACCUCCAUCUAAGCGACAUAUGUUCAGAUGUUGUUUUAUUUGUGGGUGAAGAACGAUUGCCCGCCCAUCGUAUUAUACUAGCCUCACACAGCGAAUAUUUUAGGAGGGUUUUUUUUGAAGAUGAUAAAAAAUCCCAUAAAUCUGAGGUCAAUCUUAGUGAUGCACCAGUAACAUCAUUUGAAAUGCUUCUUAAAUAUAUUUAUACUGGUCGAAUAAAUUUAGGUGAUCUAAAGAGUGAGGAAGUUUUCGAAUUUCUUAGGAUUUCGGAUUAUUUUGGCAUUUCAAACUUAAAACUUCCACUGCACGAGUAUUUAAAAAAUCACCGUAACGAGCAUAUCGACCACACUGAUGUCUUGGUUGAAUUCAUAAGAAACCUCCAUCUAAGCGACAUAUGUUCAGAUGUUGUUUUAGUUGUGGGAGAAGAACGAUUGCCCGCCCAUCGUAUUAUACUAGCCUCACACAGCGAAUAUUUUAUGAGGUUUUUUUCUGGGGAUUAUGAAGAAGCCCGUAAAUCUGAAGUCAAUCUUAGUGAUGCAUCUAUAACCUCAUAUAAACUACUGUUUACAUAUAUUUAUACUGGUCAAAUAAAUUUAGGUGAUCUAGAGGGCGAAGAAGUUUUUGAAUUACUUAGGAUUUCGGAUUAUUAUGGUAUUUUAAAAUUAAAACUUCCACUACACGAUUAUUUAAAAAGUACUAUUGACGUAGAAAAUGCAUGGUCGUUCUUUGCUAUGACUCGAACUUAUAAAUACAAUGACCUAGAAGUCGAAUCACUUCACUUUAUCGAUAACCACGCCUCACAAUUAUUGCAAUCUGAAGACUUUCUAACUUUGUCACCCGAAGUUCUUCAAGAUAUUAUCAUUCGUGACACAUUUUAUUGUAAUGAAUUAGAUAUAUUCCACGCAGUUUGUCGCUGGAUUAAAAAACACCAAAACAUCCUUGAUCAUGAUACUAAAAUGAAAGUUUUAUCUGCGAUCAGAUAUCCGUUAAUGAGUAUUAAAGAACUGACUAAAGUUAGGCAAUCACCGCUGGUUAAAUCGAAUACAAGUUUACAUGACACAAUAUUCAGAAACACCUCGUCACCAGAUAAGCUUCAAUAUCGAGGCCAGCUACAACCCAAUGUAAAUCUUAUUCAUCGGCCUUGUCAAUAUGAACUUAUUCGGGAGCCUUCGAAUACUCCGGUUAUCAAUGGCAUUAACGGUAGUUCUACGAUAACCUUGCGUGUUCCAUCAUUUAUAAACUAUAUUGAAAUAUCGUUAUCGGAUGGAGGUUCGAUGGAUGAAUCAAGGUAUUACUCUUAUUACAUUGAAGUAUCAAUGGAUCAGAACGUUUGGUUCCAUGUUAUAGAUCAUUCAAAUUAUAAUUGUCGAUCAAUUCAAAAAUUGUGGAUUAAACCUCGCAUAGUUCGGUACAUACACAUUGUUGGAACCAGAAGUACUGCUAAAGCAACUUUUGGAUUUUCGAAAGUCAAGUACAAUACAGAAGAAAUGCACGAGGUGGAAAUAAAAAAUGGAUUAGUCGUUCCUAAGUACGGGUAUAAUGUCGCUUCAAGUUAUAUGUAUGCAUUUGUAAUCAAGGGAGAACAUCAUUUGAUGAGUCAGUCGAUGUUAAACAUAUUAUAUGAUGAUGACUAUGAUCGUUUUGGUGAUAAGAUUGAUCGUUUUAACAUGUAUACAUAUCAUUAUUUGCAAUCUGGUUGUAUAGUGAUUCAUCUUGCACAUCCAUAUAUACUUAGUUCAAUGAGGUUUCUGCUUUGGGGCGGUAAUGACCAAUUCUACAAGUACACUGUUGAGGAUUCUAUCGAUAAUCAGGAUUGGAAAUGGAUUGCACACGAAUCUAAAGAGCUGAAACAAUCAUGGCAGGUGUUGAAAUUUACACCCAGACCGAUACUCUACAUUCGUAUUACUGGCGUUUAUAACUCAGCAGGCAAUGAUUUCCGUUGUGUAUAUUUUGAAGCUCCCGCUCGAGUAAUUGUAGACGAUCGUGGGAAGAACAACGAAACAGAUGUUAUAAUGACAGAAGCUUCGACUUCAAAUCCAGUCGUUUAAACCAAAUUCCAAUUAUAAGCAUAUUUGUGUUUAUUGCACGCUUACCAUAAAUUAAAGAUAUUAUAAAAAAUACAAUUUUUUUCGUUUAUAUAUAAUUACAUGAUACAUAUUUUUUAUAUAAUACAUUAAUAACAGAUUGAUUAAAUUAUUACAGUACUGUGUUUGGUAAUUCAAUUGAUACACGUAGGGUAGUAUCCCGGGGCUUAAUAAAAAUAAUUAUAAUAUACCUAAGGCCAUUAUUUUGGUAAUAUCUGUUAAGUCAAUAUAUAUAAGCGCGUGGUUUUACUAUUUUUGAUUGGAUAUUAUUAUUAUAAUUUAUAGUAACUAAAAUAUAAGUUGUCAUUUUUGAUAAAUGUUAUAUAUGCAUGAUAUAUAUUAUUUAUGUACUAUAUUAAUAACAGAUUAAUUAGAUUAUUACAGUACUGUAGUUGGUAAUGCAACUAUGUGCAUUGGUUAUGAAAUUAACAAGUUUUCCCGGUAAAAAUACACAAUACUGGCUGCACAACAUACACGAAUAAUACAUUAUCUAAAUACUAAGGCUACGACGGAUAAGAGUGGAAAAAGUAAAGAGUAAUAAUUUUCAAAUGAACGGCACCGUCUCUU